AUGGCGCACCCCCCGGUUAAGAAGCAGGAGUUCCUGGGCGCCGUGACGCUGGUGUCCUUCUCGUGCGAUGGGUCUCUACUUUACGUGGGUGUGGGGCCUACGAUUUUCCUGUACGCCACUGCUACGGGCGAGCUCCUGGGAGAGCACAGCGUGUUGACGCGAGGCAUUCUGCACGGCUGCGACGUCGUCGGACUUCAUGGGCCCAGCAGCACUGACACCGGGACGUUUGUGGGCGCAUUCUUUGGGCAAAAGCGAGUGGCGUGUUUCAAGGACCUUCCGCAAAAUCCGGAGGCUGCGCAAGCGCUUGGAGGGCUGACGGUGCUCGGGAAACCGAAAGUGUUCUGCGACUGGGUGUUCGACAACAAGAAGCUGCUGGUGGCAGUGGGCCUUGCGCACAACUUGGUGCAGAUCUGGGACCCGGUGCGCAACAAUAUUCUGCGCAGCGUGCAGUGCGCUGAGCGCUGCAUUUUGUACGCGUUGUCAUUCCACGGACGAUCACUGGACAAGCUCGUGGUGGCCUCGGGAACGGUCUUUCAGCAAAUAUUGAUCUGGAAUCCUAUGCAAAAUGCUGGCGACGACACGGAUCCUGCGGUGGAGCCGGCGCAACGACUUCAUGCUCACGAUGGCGUCCUGUUCAAGCUGGCAUGGUCGUCGGAUGCUCGCGCUCUCACUUCCGUCUCUGACGAUCGUACAGUACAGCUAUGGUCGAACAUUGGGCAACCUACAGUCGAGCAAUUGCUAGGAGCACGAACAGCAAGCCGGUCGGAGUUGCUUGCAAAGGAGUACUCGCCAGUGUUCCGGUCCUGGGGCCACUCGGCGCGGAUUUGGGACGUUGCUUUUUGGAAGCACGGCGUAGUGACGGCAAGUGAGGAUGGCCUGUGCAAACUGUGGGGUCUCGAUGGCAAAUGCGUAGCUACAUUUCAAGGACACAUGGGCAGGCAUGUGUGGCGUGCAGCAGUCCACCCGUCUCAAAAGAUCAUUGCGACUGGAGGUGGUGAUGGUGCUGCGAAACUCUGGGAUAUCAAGCGCCAGCUCAUGUCCACCACCGAUGCGCCCGAAGCUAGCGAAUGGAGUAAAACUAUCCGCGUCCCAUUCGUUGCGCCAACGACUGUGUCGAAAAAGAAGAAGGGGGGUCAAUCCCACAGCGUGCGCAACAUCGUGAUCAGUUCUCGAGAGGAAGGCAAAACUGCAUUUGUCGCCUCUGAGCACGGAGAGAUCUAUCGUUUGGACCUGCCUUCGCUCGCGGCGGAACUUUUCUUCACAAUUCCUCCAUUUGACGAUGCCCCGGCGCAAACAAGAACCGGAGGUCUCUCGACAUUUGCAAUCGACAGUUCUGGGCGAUUUUUGCUGCUUGGUGACGUAUCGGGUCGUGUAUGUGUUGUCGAGGCAUCUACCGGCACUUUGCUGCACUCGUGGACCGCACAUGCCAACAUCCGGAUCAUGAAGAUGUGGUGGGAUCAGGAUGACACCCUUUUCAUUAGCAGUGCUAGUGGCAUUCUUUCCGAGUGGAAGCCAUCUAUUGCCGAGCAGACCGACAGCUCGAUAUCACCGUUUAUUUCGAUGGAACUGGUCGCGUUGUUCAAGAUCCCCGCCAAGAGCUCGGUCUCAUCGAUCCUGGUGGUAGAUCGCUCUGCGACGAGGAAUAUCAUCGGAGGCGAUGGACAUGGCAGUGUGUAUAUCUUCCAACGCCCGCUAGGUGCCAGCCAAAGUGGCGAUAACAUCUCCGAUGUGCGAAGCGCAGGCGUCGUGCGCAAGGGUGUUCACGGCCGCGAAUUGGUGGCAUCUCUUCUACUUUCUGAAGAAGUAGACAGUUCCCAAGCCCAACACGCUGUCAUGUUUUCGGGAGGUCACGACGGGUAUAUUUGCUCGUUUGCGCUUGAAGAAGAUGUGAGUGGAGCGCUGACGGCUACACAGGUUGGCCGCGAAUCCAUCCGAGGCAUCUCCACAGUCAAGCAACUUUGGUGGAACUCACCGUCUUCCGAGGGCAACACGAAGAGGGAUCUCAUGGUGUUCGGCUUCCACGCGGCGCAAGCUGUUCUGCACAAUUUCUCAGCUCAGUAUCGAGUCUUCAAUGUCGAGUGUGGAGGAUGGCGUCGCCCACACACUCUUUUCACUAGUGCUCAUGGCAAGGGCUCGUGCGUGCCCUCGCACACGUUCGUUUUCACACCUCCUUCAACUCAGAAGCAGCAUGUAGAUAUCAAGGUGCAUUCGACCCUUUUGGGGAAUGCAACUUUAUCGGAGACGCCCGCGCUAUUUUCCAGGUGCUCACUGCAUGACCAGCAUCAUGGCCGGAUGACGACUUGUGUGGCAUUCCUUGGUAAUGACCGACUCGUUACUGCAGCAGAGGACAAUAGUCUGAUGCUACACCGUCGUCGCUUUCGACGUGACCACAAUAGCUGGCGUUGGGGAAGCGUGGCCACUGGGAUCGCACAUACGACUACGGUGCGAGCUCUCACAACAUUCCAGCGUAAAACUGAUGACGGUGUCGUGGAUCAUAUUGUGCUAUCGGGAGGUGGAAAGCAGCGUUUAAAUGUGUGGCUAGUUUGUGGAGAAAGCGAUUUGCUCCGGCAUCUCUGCGGCCAGGAGCGCGCGGAUGCAGAGCAGGACCACCGCAUUCUUGGGUUGGCAACUUUUGCGAUACCCUCUGUGUCGGACGCGUAUCGACUUGUGACUGCGUGCAACUCCGAGGGGUCUACCCAGCUCCUGCUACUUGACGUGAAUCAUGGCAAGCUGUACGAGCUUGGUGACUGCCGUUCAACUUCAAGAAAGCCGAUUCUGUCCUGCGUUGGAUUUGAGGAAGGCGGAAUUGCUGGAUUGGCAGUAGGAUCAACGGAUGGCUUAGUGACGCUGUGGGACCUGAGCAUGCUGCUGAAGGAGCUUGCCACCAUGCAGCCAAGUGGGAACUACUUGGCCCAUGACAUGGGCGCGAACUGCAUCAACCUUGCCAAGUGCGCGAAGAGUGAGGAGGAAGGUAGCCUCGACGUUACUCUUAUUAGCGGCGGAGACGACCAGAACUUGCUGCUGCGCGAAUUGCGCUUCCCAGCGUGCCAGAAGUUAUCGGAGACUCGGGCAGUAAAUGCCAGCGGAUCGGCUAUCAAAACCGUUGCGUGCGUGGAUGCACAGGUUGUUUUCGCUGCUGGUUAUGAUCAACGAGUGAGCAAGUGGAUCAUACGCCGCGACGGUAACGAAAUUCAACUGGAAUGGCGAGGUGCAGCCUUCUCCGAGUGCGCCGAUGUAGCAGAUCUCGCCAUUCGCCAAGCUUCAACUGCAGAGGCUGAUGAAGUCGUGGUCGUUGGCCAAGGUCUGCAAAUGAUGAGCUUCCAACGCGAGUGA
This is a messenger RNA of Phytophthora sojae, 3333 nucleotides long. RefSeq lists its product as hypothetical. The coding region runs from base 1 to 3333 and encodes 1110 amino acids. Gene Ontology annotation, molecular function: protein binding. Gene Ontology annotation, biological process: tRNA methylation. Gene Ontology annotation, cellular component: cytoplasm. The transcript is spliced from 3 exons. Lineage: Eukaryota; Oomycota; Peronosporomycetes; Peronosporales; Peronosporaceae. The record is from RefSeq and is a predicted model, not a curated record.